Molecule: messenger RNA, 828 nt
Organism: Bactrocera dorsalis (oriental fruit fly)
Lineage: Eukaryota; Metazoa; Arthropoda; Insecta; Diptera; Tephritidae
Product: carboxypeptidase N subunit 2-like
Exons: 2
Coding region: 1-828 (275 amino acids)
Molecular function (GO): protein binding
Source: RefSeq, a predicted model, not a curated record
AUGCGGGCAAUUAUAAUAUACCUCGAUGAGCCGAAUAAAACAACAUUUGUCUAUAACAGUGACCUUGCUGCAAAACCACCGGAAGAUUUCUUUCAAAUUCCAAAUGUGUUUCACCUACAAUUAAUUAUAAAAUCAUCAGCAGAUAUUAUAAGCGUACCAACUUACAUAUUUUCUAAACAUUACCAACUGGAAACGCUUACGCUUACGUUACAAGGUUUAAGAGGCCAAGACUUAUCGCUGCAAAACUUGACGCAAACACACUUUGAAAACCUCACUGCGCUCAGACAGCUUGACUUAGCCGGAAAUAAUAUGCGAAGGUUGGAAGCAACUAUCUUUACAGCGCUAACGAAAUUGAAUUGUCUGAAUUUAAGCCGUAAUGAGAUUGAGGAAUUGCCCGAAAGUCUAUUUGCAAAUCAGCAUCAACUUUUAAUACUGGAUCUGAGUCACAAUUUAUUGACAUAUUUAACGACACAACUUUUCGAUCAAACUCCUUGGCUAUGGCAAUUGAAACUUGGUGGCAAUCACCUACACGACACUACAAAUCUUAUAGAAAAUCUGAAACCACUUCAUUAUCUGCAUAUGCUAGACUUAAGUCAGAACAAACUUCAAACUAUUUGGAGCACUGAGUCACAUGUUAAUGCAACGACAACGUCACUGAAAAUAUUUCGAUAUAGCAAUAUGGGCAUGAAUUUGACUUUAGCGGACGGUCUUAAAUACAUCACAAAGUUGCAACAAGAAAAUUACGAGGGUGGGAAGCUUAACUUAACAGUAAUCAACUUAAGUGGCAAUCGUUUGCGCGACUUCACUUUGGAUUGGCUUUACAACUGA